Hydractinia symbiolongicarpus is the source of this 6214-nucleotide messenger RNA. RefSeq lists its product as uncharacterized. The transcript is spliced from 16 exons. Gene Ontology annotation, molecular function: transcription corepressor activity; protein binding. Lineage: Eukaryota; Metazoa; Cnidaria; Hydrozoa; Anthoathecata; Hydractiniidae. Bases 330 to 5753 code for a protein of 1807 amino acids. The record is from RefSeq and is a predicted model, not a curated record. Gene Ontology annotation, cellular component: nucleus. Gene Ontology annotation, biological process: negative regulation of transcription by RNA polymerase II.
AAUGUAUCUUAUAAUAUAUUUUAUUCUUUUGUAAAAGGGGAAAUCAGACCUCCGUACUAUUUUAUUUUAUUUCUUUUUGUUGAAUCAUCGAGACAAGCAAACUUCAAGCACAAGCUAGCGAUACGACAUGGCGAAGUUUUUAAAUUUGUAGGACCUAUAUUAAAGAACAAAUUCAAGAAUUGGAUCGAUUUCUCUUUACUUAUACUCUAUCACGCAUGUGUUUUCUCAUUGUUGAGAUAUAAGAGUGAAGAAAAUUGCCGAGGUCUGCAUACAAAUCUUGGAGGAAGGCCCAUAUACACAAGUGAAACUUUACUCCAAACGGCUGCGUCAUGGAUGUAAGCAGAUCAUCCUUUUCUCUGAAGCCGUCAAAUGGGAACGUUACGACACAUGAAAGAAUAGAAGCUCUCAAAAAGCAAAAACAAAUGCUGCAAGCAGAACUUGACAAGCAAAUUCUCCGUAAAAAUAAUUCUUUUUCCUUGCAUCAGACAGACCAUAUAUCUUCAAAUAUAUCACAAAGUUUUGCUAGGCCAAAAAACGUUUCAGUACCCAAAGAUAAUUCAUCAGGUGAAUUACCUUCAAAUAUCCGUUACAAAAAGUGUAAAAAUCCAGUAACCCCAACCUCAACCGCCACAACUUUAAAAACCUUUAUGGUUCCAAUAACCAGCACAACCGCCGCCACCGCCGCCCCACUUACCACUUCAAUAUCAAUCGCAGUUCCAAUAACCACGGAAACUUCUGCGAUCACCAGUCCUGUAAGCGUUUGUACAAUGAGCACAAAUGCCUGUUCGUUAUCACAACGUGCGAAAAGAGUUUUUUCGAGUGAAAAUACUGUCUUGCAGCGAAAAUACGAUCCUCCCACUACGAUGCCUGUGUCGAACUACGCAGUAUCGAAAUUUCCACCCUUUUCUUAUAAUCGCCUAAGCGGUACAAACUUCGCUAAAAUUCAUACGAUAGAGGACGAAAACAAAACGGCAGUUUGCAUAGCUGAAGUAGCGACGUGUGUUGCGUCUACGACAACUCGCAAAGUUGAAGUAGCGACGUGUAUUGCAUCUACGACAACUCGCAAACCUGAAGUAGUGACGUGUGCUACAUCGACAACUCGCGAAGCUGUAUUUUCGAUGUGUGCUGCAUCUACGACAGCUCGUAAUGCUGGAUUAGCGACGUGUGUUGUAACUACGAAAGCUCGUAAUGCAGGGUUAGCGACGUGUGUUGCAUCUACGCUACCCCGCCAACCAAACAUUUCGUCGAAAACGAUUGAUUUGACUUCUAUGGAGUUUAGUUCGUCAAAUGUAUCUAAGAUAGAGGGUACUAGUUUUCAAACUGUAUUUCGUAAGGCAGAAAAUGUCUCAAACCCUCCCCACGUAAGGCGUGAGGCGGGUCCAAGUAAUGUCAAAGCAGUCAAUUCUGUUCAGCUUAACCAUAAAACACCAACGGUCGUAACACAGCCCUUUAUAAAAACCGCUCUUUCUUCCCAACAUAGUGUUUUGAACCAAAAUUUACCAAUUCCAUCACGCAAAUCUCAAAAGCCAGCUAUACAAGACCAACGAGUUGGAAGCCAGAUUAUGAGUGCAAAUGACAUACCUCAGUCUCAAAAGACAGUGCCAAAUAAACUACCCUUACUGCUGAUACAAACGCCAGCUGCAUCCCAAGGUAAAAACCAACCCGUUACCAUACCAGUUAAGAGUACACAAGUUCAAGAAGUCAAAAAUGCUUUUUUGCCAGGCAAGCAAGUUGUUAAACUUAUCCCUGUCUCGCUAGCUGCAAAUCAAAUUACAUCAUUUAAACAGUCAUCUCCCAGCUUGUCGAAUGUUUCACAGCAAGACUUACAGAAAUUGUUAUUAAACGUAUUUAACGCGAAUAAAAGCGCUAACUUAUCUUCGCCGAACGUGAAGGGAAACAACGGUCCAUUAAUCGUCCGUCUUGAAACAAACAUAUCUCCAGCCAGCAAUAUUAAUACAGCAAAGCAGAAUUUUUCUUUAGUGCCUGUGAGAUCUACGACACCAUCUCUAUCGCCUUUGUGUAUCCCGGUGAGUGAAGCCUCAAACACAUCGAAACAAUAUGUGCCGAAAAACUUGCAGAAAGUCGUUUUACCAAAGGACUUUCAUACUCAUAUUAAUAGUUCGACGCACGGCACUUACGUUAUCACCAACGGUACUCUCGUGAAGAAUAAACCUGAUGCACCCUCCUUACCUCCCACCGCAAUGUCUCUGAAAAUACAGGACUCAAAAGUCAUCCAAGCGAAAAUAAACCCGAUAAUUGACAAUGCAACUCCAGUUAAGAUUUCUUUAGCGGCAAAAUCUGUUUCAUCGCAAAUUAUAACGUCUUCUGGUUGCGAAGUAUCAAAUGCAACGAAAUUUCAGUGGCCAGAUUCUGUCAAAGGAGGAGAGAAUUCUCUACUAAAGAAAGACGAUAAAUUGCAACCUAUUCAAAACUCUGGUUCUGCAAGAACAAAUGGCAUCAAACCUUACUUACGCGAAGAUACCGUCAUUUUUGAAACUAACAGAAAAUUAAAAUCUACAGAAAACAACGGGCCCCAAUAUCCAACUAUUGCAAAUUAUAAAUCUCUUGCUGCAAACAGUUUUGUGGCAAAUACAAAUUCUGACUCGAUAAGUCUAACUGUCUGCAAGGAAAAUAUAGGGAAACCAACUUGGGCAGCUAAGUCAUGCAAACCUGUUGCAGGUAGCCUUGUGACGUCUGAUGCGAUGACGAAAAACUGGGGCAGCAGGAUUACCAGUACGCCAGUCAUUUCAAACGUUUUUUCCUACAAUAAUAUAAAAAAUAAUUUGCAAAAAAAUACAAAUAGUACAGUGAUUGAUUUAACCAUCGACUCGCCAAACAAAGAAAAUUGUCGAGAUAAGUCCAUACAAAAUACAAGUACAAAAAUACAAGAUACAGUGGGUGUGGUAAGAACUGAUAAGAGGGUUGGUGACGAAAUGGCCAAGAAAACGUUUAAAUCUCAGCUAAAAAACAAUGAUAGCUGUAUAAGUACUGGGAGCAAGGCUGUUAAAAAUUAUAAUAAAAGAAAAUCAAGCGAUAAGGAAGAGAUAAAUAAUAUAAAGAGAGUUAAAACAGUUUGUGAUUUUCCUCCAAGCGAGUACACUGAAGCACCGACUUCAUUUGAGAAAAUCUCUCGAACUUUCUUUGCCUUGGAUCGUAUGCGAAGAACUCAAAGUCAUUUGAAGCAAAUUGGCGCGCUCGAUCGGUGCAUGGAAGGUUUAUACACGUUGCGCAAUGCAUUAGUGGUAGAGAGAAAUAAGCAGAAACUGUUCAUGGACGAUAAUUUGCGUAAAUGGAAGCAGGCGGCUCUUGCUAAAAACAACAUCCCGCAAAAUGUUAAGGAAACCAAGUCACCUGCUCAAAGGUUGUUAGAGAAAUUUUCUUUGAAGUCUUUCACAUCCGUAAAAUCGCCACUUGCUGAGGAUAAAAAGUCUCGUCCAUUCGUACAAGAUCGAUUGUCUGACAAAAAGUCUUUUGAAAAACAAACAGGUAGAAACGUGUCACGUACAUUCACGCCAUCACUCGCUGCUACCGAGAAAUCUGUACGAGAUAGACCGAAAACAUUUGACGAGAUAUUAGCUGAGCAACGAAGAAAAAAACAGCUAAAAAAAUUUGAUAUGACCAUUCCGACUUCGAUUGCAACGACUGUUAAGGUAGAAAAAAAUGAAGAGAUAAGUCCUAACGUCGCAGGAGAAGUUAAAACUGACAUAUCAAAAAAAUCACCUUUGAUUAAAACUGAAACACCAGUCUCAAAAGUGCGCAGCAUUUCCGCGAUAUCGUCCCGAAACCGCCCUGUCUCCCGGCAGUUUGCGAAUCCAAAAGACCCGUAUAACUCCGCAGAGGAUCGCGCUUUGCAAAUGGCGUUAGCUCUGUCUUUAAAAACGGCUAACCAAGAGAAGAAAAGAAACACAGAUGUAAGAGACAGUGUUUAUGACAGUGCUAGUAUCAACGUGGAGAUGCAAGCCAAACAUAACCAAGACUCUGAAAAGAAAGAACAAAAGAAAAAGAAACGUCCCCGUGAAAUUGAUCAACUCGUGGAUACUCACUGGAACGAGUCAUGGUUAAAAGAUUCUCAGUCGCCAGUAGAUGGGCGUUCAGAUGUCAUCAGUCCGUCAAGUCGUGAGGAGAGAGCGCUUCAUUAUGCUCUGGCUCGGUUCGCUGAGAUGGAAUACGAAAAGGAACGUGUAAAAUCACCCACGUCGGAGUGCAACCAAAAGUUGAAGGUAAAUGUUCAGCCAGGAAAAACAAGAACGAAAGUGAAAGUCAGAGAGUCUGGUAACGAGGUCGUAGCAAGAAAAAGAACGAAAAAAGAAGCAGAUUCAGAAGAAACUGCUACUAAGAAAGGAAGCUCAACAAAAAUAACUAAUUCGAAGAAAAAGGAGCAAGAACUGUUACGCAAAGCUAGAAAACAUCUGUCUAACAAAGCUCAAAAAAACAAAGAAAAUGCGGUUGUUAUAGCCGGUUUUUCACAUCAAUCAAAUGUGAGACCAAGCAGUAAACAUCUAUCAGCGAAAACACCAACAGAUAAGACGCCAAUAGCGAAAACGCCGACAAAUAAACCGUCAACAUCCAAAACGCCGACGGUUAAGCCGUCAUCAUCUAAAACUCCGACAGCGCCCGUUCAAAAGAAGGAAUACUUGCUAGUACCAAAAUAUCAUGGUUUUAAGGAUUUUACACCGAUUGUUUUUGAUUCAAGGACUCGAAGACACGCGUCGUCAGAAGAUCGGGAUAAAAUAAAGAAACGCGAUUUUCCUCUGAUGGUAGUCGCAAAAGUUGGCAACGAAACGAAAAAGGUAAUUGUACAAGAAGGCGAAAACAAAGAGGAAAAGUUAGCAGAAGCAUCAAACACGGUGCAGAAAGAAUUCGAGUCGUUAUCAAAACACAAGCGUUAUUUGAACGUUAACCGCAACACUGGAGAGACCGUGCUACACAAGGCUGCACGACUGGGCUACCAUGAUCUCGCUGAAUUACAAAUUCAAAAAGGUGCUGACGUGCACGCUAAAGAUAACGCCGGCUGGUCAGCGUUACACGAAGCGUGCGCCUAUGGGAAAGCUGAAGUCGUUAAAGUGUUGUUAAAGUUCGGAGCAGAUCCAAACUGUUCCUCAAAUUCGGGUGUUCGGCCACUGCACGACGCUGUUGAAAGGAGAGACAUUCGCGUGCUGCGAUUACUUCUGGCGUACGGCGCCGACCCAAGUAUUAGGUCAUAUACUGGUGCGUUGCCGAUCGACAUUGCUAAAACACCUCAGAUUCGAAAUUUUCUUAACGCACAUAUGGAAGAGAAUACGGACGUAAAACAGAAACGAGACUUAACUAAAAGCGAGUAUGGUUGGCAGUUUCAAAGUUCAUGCGAUGCUCUAGAUAAGCACGAUUGCACUGGAAUAUUUGACGAUUUACCGGAAGACGAACAACUGUUACCUUUCGAAUUUCUGAUGGGAAACCGUCCCAUGCCACCGUCAUAUUAUUUGCCGUACACGAACGAAGACGACGUAGUUUUGGGAUACAAAAACUAUUUUAUCAUUUCUGAUAUCCUGCAACGACUGAAUAUCUCGCGUAAUACCCUUCUUAAACACCACAAAUUUGAAACACGUUUACUGACGUACGACAAAUUUGUACAAUACGUCCGACAAAAUACUUUGUCGCAUGUUCCUGAUGUACCAAGUGGUAGCUCUAAAGGAGAAGAAAUCGUCGAGUUGGUGUUUAUCGGACAAUACACUUUCAGAAAGUUAAUGGGCCUGAAAGUUCAGAAAGUGACGUAAUUUUGUUUGGUUGUGACGUAAGAAUACUGUGACGUCAUAAAAUUAUGUGUCAUGACGAAUUAUUUUGUCUGUCUUUCACCGUGUGACGUCAUCACAUGCGUAAGAUGUAAAUCUUUCUUGACAUUUUUAUACUAUUUAUUAUCUUUUUAAACAACGUAGAUCGCCGAAAUAAUAAAAUGGCUUCGCAUUUUGAAUUUUUUUUCUGGUGUCUGUGGUAAUAUAUAUUACUACCUCGUCCCCAGGUCUCUUUGUUUUUCUUUCUGACAAUCUCGGACGGCGAGAAGAAAUAGCCGUCCGAGAUUGUCAGAAAGAGAAAAAUAGCCCUGGAAACGAGGUUGAUAUGUAUUACUAAAUCUUGUGUUUUGUUGUUAUUAUAUAUUAUUUGUAGUGUCAUAUUAUAUUAAUUUAUUCACUCAUUUUUUCUUUUUUAUUACUAUUAUUAUAAUGAUAGUUAUUGGAGA